AUGACAACGGCAAUCGUCUCGUCCCUGGCUGUUAUCCGCCGCUCGCCUCUUUCAUGGGAAUUACUCUCUUUUCAUGAAGAAAGAUCAUCGCCGGCGGACAUGGAAAUCGCCCAGUACUCAUGGACAUGGGUGUCGCCCUACGUUAUCUACGAUAAUUGCGUACUCGAGGACUCCUUGUCCCAAGGUAAAUGGCACAUCGACGAGGAUACAAACGUAAACUACGAGUUGCUGCUCAGAGGAUUAUAA
Necator americanus (New World hookworm) is the source of this 246-nucleotide messenger RNA. RefSeq lists its product as uncharacterized. Bases 1 to 246 code for a protein of 81 amino acids. The record is from RefSeq and is a predicted model, not a curated record. Lineage: Eukaryota; Metazoa; Nematoda; Chromadorea; Rhabditida; Ancylostomatidae. The transcript has a single exon.